Molecule: messenger RNA, 2639 nt
Organism: Anolis sagrei ordinatus
Lineage: Eukaryota; Metazoa; Chordata; Lepidosauria; Squamata; Anolidae
Gene: IRX2
Product: iroquois homeobox 2
Biological process (GO): cell development; regulation of transcription by RNA polymerase II; neuron differentiation
Cellular component (GO): nucleus
Molecular function (GO): RNA polymerase II cis-regulatory region sequence-specific DNA binding; DNA-binding transcription factor activity, RNA polymerase II-specific
Source: RefSeq, a predicted model, not a curated record
UCUCGCGGGCCGCUGGGUGCCGAAGCAGGGGGGGCGCGCGGGAAAAGAGGGAGAGUUGGGGCCAACAGUAGAGGCUUGCCUCGGCUUUCUAGUUCCUUGCGCUCUACAAUAGAUACUUAGGUAGAUUUUAAUUCCUCGUCUUCCUGCCCAGAUGCACACCUCGGUUUCCUCUUCCAGCGGGUGACUCCUUCUGCGUUGGAAAGGCGGGCGCGCGAGUGAGCAAGGAAGCAAGCGGGCGCGCGCGCUCCCAUCAGGCGCGAGCGGCUUUUCCCUCCGCCUCGCGCCGGGCUCUCCUUUUGGCUCGCGCUCCUCCCGCCGAUGGAGGGGACGCUGUGAGCUCCUCGGCGGAGGAGGCUGUGGCUGCAGCGGGGGAAGCGACAGCCCUCCUCCUCCUCGCCUUUGCUGAUCCCGCUGCCGCCCUCUCUCUCUCUCUCUCUUUUUCCCUCUCCUUCUCUCUCUCUCCCGGCCAGCCAUGUCCUACCCGCAGGGCUACCUCUACCAGCCCCCGGGCUCGCUGGCGCUCUACUCCUGCCCGGCCUACGGGGCCUCCGCUUUGGCCGCGCCCCGCAGCGAGGAGCUGGCCCGCUCCUCGUCCGGCUCGGCCUUCAGCCCUUACCCGGGAUCCGCCGCCUUCACCGCCCAAGCGGCCGCCACCGGCUUCAGCAGCCCGCUCCAGUACUCCGCCGACCCGGCCGCCGCGGGAUUCCCCUCCUACAUGGGCUCCCCUUAUGAUGCCCACCCGACGGGCAUGAGCGGGGCCCUCAGCUACCACCCCUACGGCAGCCCGGCCUACUCCUACCAGCUCAACGACCCGGCCUACCGGAAGAACGCCACGCGCGACGCCACGGCCACGCUCAAGGCCUGGCUGCAGGAGCACCGCAAGAACCCCUACCCGACCAAAGGCGAGAAGAUCAUGCUGGCCAUCAUCACCAAGAUGACCCUCACCCAGGUCUCCACCUGGUUCGCCAACGCCCGCCGCCGCCUCAAGAAGGAGAACAAGAUGACCUGGGCGCCUCGGAACAAGAGCGAGGACGAGGAUGAGGACUGCGACGGCGGAGGAGGAGGAGGAGGAGGGGGCCUGCGGGGCAAGGAGGAGCCCUCCUCCGACAAGGCCCGCGACAGCAACGAGACCUCCGCCGAGGACGAAGGAAUCAGCUUGCAAGUGGACUCGCUGACUGACCACUCCUGCUCGGCGGAAUCGGACGGCGAGAAAGGUCCUUGCCGGCCGCUCUGCGAGUCUGUCUCGGACUGCAAAGCCAAGUACCAGCAGCUCGAGGAGGACGACGAGGAAGAAGAAGAGGAGGAUGAAGAAGACGACGAGGAAGGGGAGGACAUCCUGCCCGUGAAGCCGGCCACUUCUUCGCCGCUGACGGGCGUCGAGGCCCCGCUCCUGGGCCACCAAUUGGGCGAGGACGCAGCCCGCAGCGCCGCCAAGGCUGUUUUGGACGCCCGCAUCCCGCCGGCUCCUUCCUCGUCAGCAUCGCAGAGCAAACCCAAGCUCUGGUCGCUGGCUGAGAUCGCCACUUCGGACCUUAAGCAGCAGCCGCAGCCUCAGCCCUGCCCGCCUUCCUCAUCCUCUUCGCCCGCCCCUCCGCACAGCGCGGCCUACUCGCCCUCUUCAAUCCUGGGCAGGCAUAUUUAUUACACGUCGCCUUUUUACGGCAACUACACGAACUAUGGGAACUUCAACGCCGCCCUCCAGGGACAAGGCAUCCUGCGGUACAAUUCCGCUGUUGCCGCUGCCGCUGCCGCUGCUGUCGCUUCGGGAGACGGGAUUGGCGGCGGUAGCCAUUGCGGCGGAGGGGCCGCCGCGCACAAGUCGGUCCCGGAGGCCGCCCUCAAGAGCCUCGCCGGGCAUUUGGAGCAGCACUACAAAGCCCCCGCUACAGACUCCAAGAAAGACCCCACUGAAGUGUGCACAGUAGGAGUACAACCAUACCUAUAGAAAGGCAAUCACACAGCAGCCAGGCAAGUAGGUGUCACAAUUGCUUUGAGAAAAGUCAACAAGCCAUCAUCUUUCCCCCAAGCUAGUAUCUAUCUCUAUGUCUAUCUCUAACAAAACAAAACAAACUCUAAAUCCGGAUCACAUCUUGUGCCACUGUAUAAAAAGAAGACCACAGAACACUAUUAAAUCGACAAGAUCCUCUCUAAUUAUUAUUAAACCAGAAUUUUGUUGGACAUUAUGUGAGUUCGCUGGUAUAGUCUAGUUUCCCCCCAUGUAUGUGUGACUUUUAAAAAAAGGAAGAAGAAGAAGAAAAAGCUGUUUUUUUCUCAGGAUAUCUUGAAAUGAUCACUUCAUUGCCACGGUAUAUAUUAUCUAUAUUCUGUAGGUGUGAUAGGAUUAUUGUACAAACUCUUUGUAAAAGAUGCAUACGGUAGGGGUUCAUUCAAGAAACCGGGGACUGAAGAACUUGAGGACUGACAAAGUGGAAACAAAUUUGAUAUUUAUUUUUGUAAUGAUAUAAGAGCUUCUAGUAAUUUAUGCAAGUUGUAUUGCAAUGGAAUCCCAACUCUUUUGUAAAUAAAUUAUGCCUGGUUUUUAUUUGAGACAUUGAUGGUUAUACAAUCCCUCGUUGUUUAACGAGAAUUCUUUACUAAUUUAUAUCUUUAAUUGUAAAUAAAAACAGAUUAGUCUACAA